UUGCAAAGACCUCCUACAUGGUUCUAAAAUAAAAUUUGAACAAAGCACACGAACUGAUAAGGAUGAGAUGCUUUGUCCAAUUUGAACACUUUUUUGAUCAGGCCGGCGAUUAUUUACAUCUUGAAUCCACAGAGGGAAGAUGGAAGAACGAAUACGAAUGCAAUUUAUCAUGAGCCCUCUCAGUGUUCGACACUAAAGACAGAGGAUCGUCAAACUCUUUGGAGAUGUCCAUGCGUUCAGUCUCUGAAACAGCAGCUGCUGCAUGCAUAGUGGUUCUUUCUACCCUCGUCAUUCUCGUCCUGUUAGGAAACAUUUUGGUGUGCGUGAUAAUUAUGAAACAUCGGGAUAUGCAAAAUGCUAUAAACUUUUUACUUGUGAAUCUGGCUAUCUCAGACAUCGUGAUUGCAAUCUUCAUCAUACCCGACUUCAUCCUAAGCCGCACAUUUAGCCAUCCUGACGGAGCGACCGGGUCAGUUCUAUGCCGACUGCUGACAGGCGGAAACUUCUCGUGGGUUGGAGCUGCUUCAUCGGUUUUUACCUUGAUGGUGAUAUCCAUCGAACGCUAUCAUGCAGUAUUGCAUCCUUAUGGAAAUAGAUGGAAGCUUAGCUAUCACAACCUGAAGGUAAUUAUUCCAAGCUGUUGGAUCUUUGCAGUGAUUAUGAUUCUACCAACGUUUCUUAGUGUUGAUUUUGACAACACCAUACGCGACUGCAAAGAAGAUUGGCCCUCAAAGUGGAUGGGCAUAGCAUACAGCAUAACCUUGUUUUUAAUCUUGGCCGCCCUUCCUUUGGUAUUAAUGACUGGCUUAUAUUCACGAGUGGUGUACGCUUUGUGGUUCAGAAAAAAUGAUCACACUCAACUCUCUCAUCAACAACAAGGUGUCAUGAAAGUACGAAGGCGGGUCACUUUAACGGUGACAAUUGUCAGUGCCAGUUUUGGAAUCUGUUGGAUCACAGACUCGACCAUCUUUUUCCUGCAUCACGUCACUUCACCUUACAGUGAUGUAAGUUUUGCUAUUGGCGCUAUAAUGAUCCUUUCCAAUUCUGCUCUCAACCCCUUUGUGUAUGCUCUGACCAACAAAAGAUUCAACCAGAAGAUCAAGGCCAUGUUACACCGUAAUGUCUUCCAAAGGAACAAGGUUCAUCCAGGUGAGGAACAUCUCAGCUGCAACGAACUAACGAAAGAACACAAGACGAUAGCAGCAUUCCUUCAGAUUUCCCAUUAGGUGGGACCGACUUCUAGAAAUUAAGCAAUUGUAGGUUGCGUAAUCAAUCAGCACUACAUAAAGCUUAACUUAUUGGAAUAACUGUAAGGAGACACUAUGUGUCUGGGGAGAAGCGAAAAAGCGCUAAAUUUUUUAGGUUACGUAACUCUGGAGAAAAAGCGUGAGAGCCAUGUACGCAAUUUAGUCAUGAAAUGCUUAAGCAGCCGUUGUCAACAGUUCUUUAUGCACUACUUCAAUUAUAACAAAGAUGUAUUACCUAGAGCAACAAGAA
This is a messenger RNA of Pocillopora verrucosa, 1497 nucleotides long. Its product is annotated as QRFP-like peptide receptor. Lineage: Eukaryota; Metazoa; Cnidaria; Anthozoa; Scleractinia; Pocilloporidae. Gene Ontology annotation, molecular function: G protein-coupled receptor activity. Gene Ontology annotation, cellular component: membrane. The record is from RefSeq and is a predicted model, not a curated record. Gene Ontology annotation, biological process: G protein-coupled receptor signaling pathway.